Messenger RNA from Didymodactylos carnosus, 2346 nucleotides. Lineage: Eukaryota; Metazoa; Rotifera; Eurotatoria; Philodinida; Philodinidae. The record is from the annotation of a GenBank genome assembly.
AUGACUUCUAGAAAUCUUGUACAAGGUGAAAGGAGUACUGAUGACAAAAAUUCAAAUUCAUUAUACUACGAUGUUGACAUUACAAAUAAAUCUGAUAAUGUGAACGAUUUAGAUGAAAAUAAUCUAUCAACUUUAAAUACAUUAAAGUCAGUAGAGUAUGUAUCAGAUGAACAUCAACAUAAACCAAAUAUUCGAAAACGUAAUCAUUACAUUGAUCAAUUACCAGAGCAAACAGAUCUUCGGGUGCCUGCUGAUUCUUCAAUAACGAACAGGAAAAGCUUAUUAAAAACAUUGCAUCAGAUGCUACCCAUAUGGGUUAGUCAAAUUUUUCAUAAAAAUAUAUCAUCCACAGACGAUUUUUCUGAUUCAAUUAGUGCAACAACGAUUAAACAAAAACACAUACCAAAACAGAAAUCGCCAUCGUCAUCAUCAUCUUCGGUAUCAUUAACAUCCAAAAAAUCCAUCUGCUCAUUUAAAUGUAAACAUUUUUUUAGUGUAUUAUUUAUACUAUUUUGUCUUCUAUAUUUAUUACUCUAUAUACGUCCGGAAUACGGUGUCACUAUGUUUGGUAUAGUUGAGUCCAUUCUGAAAAAAUAUAAUUUAACAUCAGAAGAAUAUCGUUUACGACCCGGAGAAAUUAUGGCAAAAUAUCGUCGACCUUCAAUGCCUGUUAUUAUCGUUCCUGGUAUAAUCAGUACAGCAUUAGAAAUGUGGAACGGGAAAAAAUGUACUAAAGGACGAUUUCGUCAACGAUUUUGGACAUCAAUACAAAUGGUGACGACUUUUGGUAGUGAUCAUUUAUGCUGGCUUGAACAUCUUUCUUUAAAUAUAACAAAUUGGGAAGAUCCUAUUGCAAUCAAGUUAAGACCCGUUCUUGGAAUGAGUGCAGCGGACUAUGUCUUUCCAGGAUAUUGGUUGUGGUCAAAAGUGUUAGAAAAUCUAGCAGAUUUAGGUUAUGACACAGCGAAUUUAUUAUCGCUAGGAUACGAUUGGAGACUACCACCUCAAAUGUUAGAAGAAAGAGAUGGUUACUUUACACAAUUAAAAUUUUAUGUUGAAUUUAUGAGAAAAAAACAUAAUAAGAAGGUGGCUCUCAUCAGUCACAGUAUGGGUACAAAUUAUGUGUUUUAUUUCUUACGAUGGGUAACAGAAAACUCGAAUAACAGUGAAUGGAUUGACGAUAAUAUAGAAGCGUUUUUGAAUGUAGGUGGACCACUUCUCGGUACUUCAAAAGCGUUCAGUAGUGUAUUAUCGGGCGAAAUGAAAGAUACAAGCAUUCUUGGGGAUUUAGGACGUAAUAUUCUCGGUCGUGUUCUUGGUAAAUUGGUAGUAUUUCCCCGAUUUUUUCGAUCGUUAGGCAGCAUUCCAAGUAUGUUUCCUAAAGGUGGUCCAAAUAUUUGGUCACAUUGCACUGACAAUAAAGGAGACAAAAUGCUCACAUUUUCAAAAAAUGUUUAUGACGGUUUUGCAAAAACGUUGAUUCAUCUACGAAAAAAAUGUGAAGAAGAAAUUAGCUACAAAGAUGGUUUCGAUUCUAUAUUGGAAGAAAUUUAUACCAAACCUGAAUUAAUGGAAAAGAUUAUGACUUCAAAUCAUAGUGUCAAUGAAUUUUAUACGGUUUUAAAAAAGUUAGCUCCACGUUAUAUGCAACUAGUUGAAAAAUAUUAUAAUUUUGAUGACAAUGCGUCUCGAAUGAAGCAAAAUAAAAAUGAAACGUUGAAUAAUAGCAAUUUGUUCUGGAAAAAAGAUGACCGUACUUGGACAAAUCCAUUAGUAGCACCAUUACCUAUGUCAAAACAUUUAAAAAUCUAUUGCAUGUAUGGAUACAUAAAGGAGCCAAUGACGGAAUGUGGAUAUCAAUAUGGUUUUUAUUCAUAUGUAGAUCAUUGUUCGAGUGCACUAUUAUUAUUCAAUACAUCGGCCACUAAUCCAAACGAAAAUUUGAAAAAAGGAGUAUAUUUAGGAGCAGGUGAUGCGACCGUAUCUCUUGUCUCUCUUGGUUACAUGUGUGCUGGUCCAUGGAAACAAAAAGGUAGUGAAUUGAAUCCCCAAAGUGUAAAAACAAUAAUUCGAGAAUAUAUUCAUAAAACAACAACAUUCGAUAUUCUGACAACAAAACUUGAAGAUAGUUUAAGAGGUGGACCGUAUGCGGUUACUCAUGUAGAAUUAUUAGGGAAUAGAGAUUUUCUCGAAGAUAUGUUGAUUAUUGUUUCAGAACCGAUUCCAGGUACACAUCCAACAAACUUAAAAGUUAAUGAUAAUAAUGUCAAGGAAGAUAGAAUCUAUUCGAAUAUAAAAGAACUAAGUAAAGAAAUAAUGAAAGCAGACGGGUACAAAAUAUCUUAG